CUGUGUCUCCGGCGCUCUGCCUGCCCCGCGGCGGCCCGAAAGGAGUCGGAGGACCCAGAGGGAUCGUAGUCCCAGCCGUCGGGGCCGGGCGCUGAAUCGGCAGGAAGCGGUGGGAAGUUGGGAUACCUGCUCGUGGGUCCCGAGCAGUCCCACCUGUCCCAGAGGGGUGAGGAAAGGGGACGGAGUGAGGGCACGCCGCCGUCGCCCCUCUGUGCGAGGGGAGCCGGGCGACCCUCGGAACGUGCGUUUUGGGUCUCACACGGUUUUUUAACAAGUGAUUUCUGUGAACAUCCGUAGAAGAGUAAAGGGAUUUGAAAGCUACAUUGUAGAGAAAUCUGUGUAGUUUUUGCUACACUGAGAAAUGCUGAAAUUUCAAGAAACUGCUAAGCAUGUCGCUGUUGCCAGAUUUAAUUCUGCUUGCCGAGAUGGAGUGAUUGCAAGAAGAUACACUAUUCAGAGGAAACUUGGCAAUGGGAGCUUUGGAAGUGUGUAUUUGGUUUCUGACAGAAAAGCAAAACAAGGAGAAGAAUUAAAAGUCCUAAAGGAAAUCUCUGUUGGAGACCUAAAGCCUAAUGAAACAGUUGAAGCAAAUCUGGAAGCACAACUACUCUCCAAAUUAGACCAUCCAGCCAUUGUCAAAUUUUAUGCAAGCUUUGUGGAGCGAGAUAGUUUCUGCAUCAUCACUGAAUAUUGUGAGGGUGGAGAUCUAGACUUUAAAAUUCAAGAGUACAAAGAUUCUGGGAGGAUAUUCACUCAAAGUCAAGUAGUAGAGUGGUUUAUACAGUUGUUACUCGGAGUCAACUAUAUGCAUGAAAGACGGAUACUUCACAGAGAUUUGAAAGCGAAGAAUAUAUUUUUGAAAGAUAAUCUUCUUAAAAUUGGAGACUUUGGAGUUUCUUGUCUUUUGAUGGGUUCAUGUGAUCUGGCAACCACAUUUACUGGGACACCAUACUACAUGAGUCCAGAAGUACUGAAGCACCAGGGAUAUAACACAAAAUCUGAUAUUUGGUCUCUGGGAUGCAUUUUGUAUGAGAUGUGCUGUAUGAACCAUGCAUUUACUGGACAGAAUUUUUUGUCUGUUGUGAUAAAAAUUGUGGAAGGUGAUACACCUUCUCUUCCUGAUAGAUAUCCAAGCAAACUGAAUGCUCUGCUAAGCAGCAUGUUAAAUAAGAAUCCUUCAUUGAGACCAACAGCAGCUGAGAUCCUAAAAACUCCUUAUAUUGAUGAACAAUUAAAGAAAAUACAGUGCAAGAUCACAAACAUGACUGUGAAAGACAAGGCACUUAACUGGCAGAAAGAAACUGCUCCCAUUUUUGAUGCUGUGCAGAGGAAAGUUCAUUUGCAAACUCUGCAGGAACUGUCUGAAGUACAGAAAAUGACACCACGGGAACGAAUGCGGCUGAGAAAGUUAAAUGCUGCAGAUGAGAAAGCAAAGAAGUUGAAACAACUGGCAGAAGAAAAAUAUCAAGAAAAUGUCAAAAGAAUGCAAGAUCUCAGGUCCCGUAAUUUUCAGCAGCUGAAUGUCAACGUCCUACAUGAAUCUGAUGAGCAGACUUCAAAACACCUCAUUCAUUCUCAGCCAGUCAUUACAUGCGACUACGUGUCCAUAGGACAUGAUGAACCAAGUGGAAAUGAGACAAGUGAACUCUGCGUGUCUGAACUUACAGACCACGAGAUCCCUGAAGACCCAGAAAUUGCAGAAGAAUAUUAUAAAGAUGAGUUUGAAUCCUGUUCAGAAGACAGUGAGGAGGAAGAAGAUGCAGAAGCAUCACAGACUGUCUCUAAGACCAAUCACCAGAACAGUGAUAUUGAGGCAAUGGUUAAGUAUUUGGAGAGUGUCCUGAAUAAUAGCUCAUUGGGCUCGAGGACUGUCACCGGAGUGUCUCCAGGGGCACCCCAGAAAUUCAGAGCUCUCAACAGUACUAUGGCUGAGACCAAACUGAAACGCAUGAGGGAAUCUGCCAUUGAGAAGCUGGGAGUGGACGUAUUCGAAGCUGUGUACAGCUAUCUCAGGCAAGCGAGACAGCAGAAUGCCAGCGAGGAGGAGAUCAGGAGAUGUUUGGAGAAGCUAGUUGCUAGAGCAAGCGAUUGCUUUGAAGUGGAUCAGCUUCUGUACUUCGAGGAACAGCUACAGGCUUCAGAACCUCAUCUUCAGCUGUAACAGGUGUGUCAGUAACAGCGCUGGAAAUGGCAAGGAGGGGGGAAGGUGCUUAGCUGCCUUCUUCAGGCCUGCAGGCAAGUACAGGUAUUUGAAGGAAAUGGCUGAAGGUUAAUGUAGUACAUAAGCAUGUAGAAAGGCUCCAUUUGAGAAUCCAGACUGCAGUGAGAAGUGGGUAAAUAUGGCACAGAUUACAGGGGCAGGAAGAACAAUUGUUUGUGACUGUGGAGGGGAGCAUUCAUUGUUACCCAAGUUCCCUUUUUCUACCACUUAAAGGCAGGCCGUAGCCAGGCACCAGUCCUGCACUCACUGGCAAAGCUUCCUGUGAUAGAAUAAUGCAGGAUUAGACUCCAGCUGCUGUUGAUUUCUGUGCUAACUGGUCCUUGUAGCAUUUAAACCUGUACUUUUGUACUUUGGCAGAUUUACCCUUAAACAUACAUGUAUCUGUAUGGCCACUCAGCCCCUAAUUGCCUUGUUAUUAUUGAUUGUUCAAAAGGGCUGCAUUUAAUCUUUGUGACUUUCAAAGGAACUGUGGAAAUACACAUAUGCUCACAUACACUGAGAUAGGUGUAUAUAUUCAUAAUGGCAGAAAGAUGUCUGGUCAUACUCUGUACACUGUCUGUAAAAAGACAGACAUGUGGCCUGAGCUAUAGCUGACUUUGUUAGAUAAGAAUUCUCACUGUGACUUCUGAGGCUGUUGAAUCAAAUUCAUUCUACACAGAUGGAACAAUAAAUUGAUUUUUUUCUUGCA
Molecule: messenger RNA, 2909 nt
Organism: Pseudopipra pipra
Lineage: Eukaryota; Metazoa; Chordata; Aves; Passeriformes; Pipridae
Gene: NEK11
Product: NIMA related kinase 11
Exons: 16
Coding region: 362-2161 (599 amino acids)
Biological process (GO): protein phosphorylation
Molecular function (GO): protein kinase activity; ATP binding
Source: RefSeq, a predicted model, not a curated record